CAACACCACAAACACUAUCUUCAGAUUCUCUAUCCUAUUAUUAUCUUCAUUUACAUAAUGAAAGCACAGGCAAACCCACUGUUUUAGAGUUGCAGAAGAACUAAAUUCCCCAGAAUUUGUUUCAGUAAUGGCUGCCUCAGUUAUGGCUUCUUCAGUUACCCUCAAGCCUUCAUUCAAUGUUGAGAAAUCUGGUGUAAGAGGGGUUCCUUCCCUUGCUAGGUCCCCUUCUUCUUUCAAGGUUGAAGCCAGUGGUGGCAAGAAGAUCAAGACCGACAAGCCUUAUGGAAUCAAUGGUGGUAUGAACUUGAGGGAUGGUCUUGAUGCCUCUGGAAGGAAGGGUAAGGGAAAGGGUGUUUACCAAUAUGUUGACAAAUAUGGUGCUAACGUCGAUGGGUACAGUCCUAUCUUCAACACCAACGACUGGUCUCCCAGUGGUGAUGUUUAUGUUGGCGGUACUACCGGAUUGGCAAUCUGGGCGGUUACCCUAGCCGGAAUUCUUGCCGGUGGUGCACUUCUUGUUUACAAUACAAGUGCUUUGGCACAGUAGAUGUCUCUAAAGUGAUCCUUGCACUUGGUUGCAUUAUAGGCUGUCCGAUGUAAUUGUUGUAAUCAAAGAACCAUCCAACAACUACUUUGCAUAUCUUUAUCUAGAAUAUUUUGCCUUGGACUAAA
Messenger RNA from Gossypium arboreum, 672 nucleotides. RefSeq names its product photosystem II 10 kDa polypeptide, chloroplastic-like. NCBI's taxonomy places the organism in Eukaryota, Viridiplantae, Streptophyta, Magnoliopsida, Malvales, Malvaceae. The transcript has 5 exons. Gene Ontology annotation, biological process: photosynthesis. Bases 128 to 547 code for a protein of 139 amino acids. Gene Ontology annotation, cellular component: photosystem II oxygen evolving complex; photosystem II; thylakoid membrane. The record is from RefSeq and is a predicted model, not a curated record.